Messenger RNA from Coregonus sp. 'balchen', 6364 nucleotides. Lineage: Eukaryota; Metazoa; Chordata; Actinopteri; Salmoniformes; Salmonidae. The record is from the annotation of a GenBank genome assembly.
AUGGCGGUACAAAUCUCCAAAAAGAGGAAGGUUAGUUCACGUUUCGUACCAAAAUUCUAUUCAUAACUGAUGCAUUUGUAGCAAAUUGGGAUGCCAUGUGUUAGCAGCAUGAAUACGGAGUUGAUUGUAGUAUUGAUCGGGGUCCUCGUCCCCUAGUCUAAAGAGGAUUGACACAGAUGCUAGUUACCGGUACAACGAAUCCUCACUUCGAUAGAGAACGUGUCAAGUGGUGCCUUUUAUACCGUACUAGUGAGUAAGUAUAGCCAUAAUAACACCAAAGCAUUUAGUUGCAAGUCUGAUUGUCGAAGUGGUGUGUAUGUAGAUUGGUGGUCAGUGUCUAGUUGGCUAAUGUUCACGUCACACAGGUGGCAGCCUACUUUAUUUUAACAUUGGCGUUACCCAGUGCACCAACAAUGUAACUUGCUGGCCAGUGAUGUUACCUACAUUUACAUUUUAGUCAUUUAGCAGACGCUCUUAUCCAGAGUGACUUACAGUUAGUGAAUACAUUUUUUAAAUAUUGGCCCCCCAUGGGAAUCGAACCCACAACCCUGGCGUUGCAAACGCCAUGCUCUAUCAACUGAGCUACAUCCCUGCCGGCCAUUCCCUCCCCUACCCUGGACAACGCUGGGCCAAUUGUGCACUGCCCAUGAGUCUCCCGGUUGCGGCCGGCUGCGACAGAGUCUGGAUUCGAACCAGGAUCUCUAGUGGCACAGUUAGCACUGCGAUGCAGUGCCUUAGACCACUGCGCCACUCAGUUGCAGGUUCACUAGCGGCUAUGUGACUACACGCAUGUUCCCUACAACCUGGCUAACAAUGUACUCAUUUUUUGUGCACGGUUAGUUCGUCGCGGACGGAAUCUUCAAAGCCGAGCUGAACGAGUUCCUGACGCGCGAGCUUGCGGAGGAUGGCUACUCUGGUGUGGAGGUGCGUGUGACUCCGACCAGGACCGAGAUCAUCAUCCUGGCCACAAGGUAAAGUUACCGGUAUGUUGGUAGCUAGUGGUGUUAUACUGGAUUUAAAGGGUUAUUGUUAGUAGUAUAAUUAAUUGGUGUAGGGUUGGGCGGUUUCCAUAUUUCCAUAUCCAGAUGUGCCAUCCCGGAUAUACGGUAAAUUACCGGUAGUGCACACAAGGUUCCCUAUUUUAUUUCUCCAAGAAACGCAAGAACAAUCUUUAAAAAGUUCACUUUCAGAGUGCUAACUAGUACUAAGGAAUUCUCAUAGCGGAUGCUAUGUUAAUGAGCGCAUGCGAACAUUUACUACUAGGACAGACAACCUGGCUCAUGCAAGUAUCUCAAAAUGCGGUUUGCAGCAAGCUCAAAACAAAUAUUAGGCAGCAGGGAUCAUAAUAAUCCAGGAGGGGCUGACACGACCCUCCAGCAUGACAAUGCCACCAUCCAUACUGCUCGUUCUGUGCGUGAUUUCCUGCAAGACAGGAAUGUCAGUGUUCUGCCAUGGCCAGCAACGAGCCCGGAUUGCAAUCCUAUUGUGCACCUCUGGGACCUGUUGGAUCGGAGGGUGAGGGCUAGGGCCAUUCCCCCCAGAAAUGUCCGGGAACUUGCAGGUGCCUUGGUAGAAGAGUGGGGUAACAUCUCACAGCAAGAACUGGCAAAUCUGGUGCAGUCCAUGAGGAGGAGAUGCUCUGCAGUACUUAAUGCAGCUGGUGGCCACACCAGAUACUGACACUUACUUUUGAUUCUGACCCCCCCUCCCUUUGUUCAGGGACACAUUAUUCCAUUUCUGUUAGUCACAUGUCUGUCGAACUUGUUCCGUUUGUCUGUUGAAUCUUGUUAUGUUCAUACAAAUAUUUACACAUGUUAAGUUUGCUUAAAACAAACAGUUGACAGUGAGAGGACGUUUCUUUUCUGUUGAGUUUAGCUACUAAAUUAGCAAAUCAAAUUCACAACUGCAGAGUAUUUAAGCGCACUUUAGACAGUUAACUUAAUAGUUAUAAGAUAUCUAGAUGGCAAACGUUGAUGUGAAUUCCAUACUGUAAUUAGAUCACCUGGCACAUGCUGCACGAGGCUCCGGUCUCUUGUCAUUGUGUGCUUGUAAACAAACACAAUGUGACACAUGACUGGGGACUACCGUAAGCUACAUAAUAAUAAUAAUAUGCCAUUUAGCAGACGCUUUUAUCCAAAGCGACUUACAGUCAUGCGUGCAUACAUUUUUUUUGUGUAUGGGUGGUCCCGGGGAUCAAACCCACUACCUUAGCGUUACAAGCACCGUGCUCUACCAGCUGAGCUACAGAGGAUUAUCUCCUAAUGUAUUGCACAAGUUGACUACAGGUAUUUACUUAGUAGCUACAAAUAUUCAAAUGCAUAAAAAAAACGUAGUUUCUCAGGACACACAGCUGUAGGCUAUUUGUGCAAGGAAUAAGAUGUAAUCAGGUACAUUUUUCCCAUUCAUGCAGAGUGGUUAUCGAACACAUUGGAAACUAUUGACAUUGUCAAUGGAUUCUAAAAACAGACUUUGUUUACUUGCUGUUUGAGGUGAAGAAAAAAUAACUUAGUGGUGGUGAGUUAAGAUGAUCAGAAAUACGUCAUACACCCCCAAAUAGGCACAUUUCUGGGCUACAUUUGGGCGCAGGCCAGGUAGCCUAGGCCUACUUCUAUAUUCAUAAUACUUACUCAACAUUGACAGGAGUGCUCCAAAGAAAAGACAAUUAAUAAAUUGACGUAAAUGGAAUUAAAUAAACCAAAACUUGUUUCUCACAAAUGUAGCAUUGGUUGUGAGCUCUGCAAACAACGUGUCCACUCACGCAAUGAGCAAGGUAAAUUACUGUAAUAAUAAUAUUGAAUGCAUUCACAGAAAUUACCAUAACCAAACAACCAUUGUGGGAAUUAACAGUCCACUGAGACAGGUGCAAAUCACAGGUGUCGCGUGUGCCAUGAAAACAUUUUUUUGCGACUGCUCGACAAAAAAACUAUUGGUUGACCAAACCGGCUAUCGACCAGUCAACUAAAUGGGGUCAGCCCUACACCCCUGGUGCGUUAGGUUGUUUAGGUGCCUAGUUAAGUAUGUGGUUGGUGAAAGUGGUCUGCUUUAGAAAGGGCCAUGUUGCCAAAGUGUGAUAUCAUUAUGAGAACUGGUCUUGCAUGCUAGCUACUGUCCUGCAUCAUUGAAACUAAUCUGCAUUUACUAACUCAAAAGGAUCUAUUGAUUCGAAUGAAAUGAAUAAGUUGGUUUUUAAAUAUGAGAACCUGUUAAAUACGGCUCGAACUUUCAUGAACACACGAUGACUGAUAACUGAUUGCAUACAUGGAGAACAUGUAGUAAUGACGUAUUAUUGUUGUUUCAGGACCCAGAAUGUUCUGGGAGAGAAGGGCCGUCGCAUCCGGGAGCUGACCGCUGUUGUUCAGAAGAGGUUUGGCUUCCCUGAGGGCAACGUGGAGGUAAACGGAUACGCAUACACUAAACACACUACAGACUCGUACAUAUACACAUUAGACAUACUCCCUAACCCCAGCUGAGAACUGUGGUUCAGAAGAGGUUUGGCUUCUGAGGGCAGUGUGGAGGAUAGAGGAAUAAGAUUGUGUGAAGUUUAAAUGAAAACACGUGUGAAUUCCACAGAUUUUUAAAUGUGUUAAUCAAUGUAAAACAACCAACCUCUGUGUCUAAAGGAAGAAUCAAUGACUGAAAAAGCUCUAGCGUUGCCUUUGCACCAGACUGUUAACCAGAAACUGCUUUCCUUCAGUGAUGAUACGAUGACGAGUCGGAACGGGACACAGUCCGUCUCUGUGGUCACUGGGUCAGGGUCACGUUCUGUGUCUCUGGGUUCAGUUCCCCAGAGCAGCGGUCUCUUCAAUUGAAGACAUCGAGGCAUUUGUCUGAGAAGGGCUCAAUCCAGUACAGGAAAUGUGUGGAUUCAGAUGGUUUCUUGUUAGAGUCAGGUGGCUAGUUGGGUAAGAUGAAGGUAGUCAGCGAUGCAUGAAGUUGUCAGUGUUCUAGAGACUAUUUCCACCACAACUAAGAAUGUGAAUUGCGAGGCUACAAUUGUCUACUGUGGUGGUUCCGCGGCUAUCACAUUGCAGCACCUGCACCAAGCUGUAGGCUGUGUAGCCUCUCCCAAUCUCUCUCUGUAUGUGUAGAAGGUUAACCUCCCCACUCUCCCUCUCUAGCUGUACGCCGAGAAGGUUGCAACCCGUGGUCUUUGUGCCAUUGCUCAGGCUGAGUCUCUGCGCUACAAGUUGCUGGGAGGUCUGGCUGUACGUAGGUAAGCCUAACCCUGACCUCUAACAUGUUGCACCUAGACACUGAUCAAAGGUCUGUUAUGCAUUAACCUGUAAUGGUACAGGUUAGGAUUUGGGAAGGUAAGCUGGUUCUAGUUCUCUUCAGGAGAAUAUUGGCACUUGUCUAAGAAGGGCCAGGAAAAUGGCUCAUAAUGUCAGAUGUGAUCUAAGUCCUGUAUAAGUUGACGUGUGUAUUAAACCCAUUUUUUUUCUCCUAUCCCAACCCCCCCCCCCCCCCCGUUUUCCUCCACUUUUCCUCCUCGCCCCCCUCUCCUUUCUUCCUCUCUACCCUCACCCGCUCUCUUUCCUUCACCAUCUCUCUUCUCUUUCCUCCAUCCCUUUCCUCUCUCUAUCCCCCCUCCCAGAGCUUGCUAUGGUGUGCUGAGGUUCAUCAUGGAGAGUGGCUCUAAGGGUUGUGAAGUGGUGGUUUCUGGGAAGCUGAGGGGUCAGAGGGCCAAGUCCAUGAAGUUUGUUGAUGGCCUGAUGAUCCACAGUGGAGACCCAGUCAACUACUACGUAGACACCGCUGUACGCCAUGUCCUGCUCCGACAGGGUAAGUACCAAAUCAACCCCUAGACAAUACACUACUACUCUACCCCUAGACACUACUAAUGGUUAGACAGAGUGAAUACCAAAUAAACCCCUAUACCUUACUCCUAGAUGAUUCUGCUCUGUCAAGGUGAAUCACAAAAAUUAGAAUUUUUGGUCUGUUGCUUUUUAAAGGUGAAUGUUUUCCUUCAGUGAUGAUACGAUGACGAGUCGGAAUGGGCCACUGUCGGUCUCUGGGGUCGCUGGGUCAGGGUCAUGUUCUGUGUGUCUGGGUUCACUUCCCCAGAGCAGCGUGUCUCUUCAGUUGAAGACAUCGAGGCAUUUGUCUGAGAAGGGCCAGGAAUGACUUAAGUCUAGUCAUAUUAUGAUCAACUUCUUUCUUGCUACACCACACAUGGGCUAACCCUCAUACUCUAUUCUAUACGCUUCACUGUUCUACGUCUACGUACGCAGAAUAACCAUUUGGUAGAGGGUCCGUCUAAGCACUGAUGUGUCCAUGUAUGUGUUUUUGUCUGUCUCAGGUGUGCUGGGCAUCAAGGUGAAGAUCAUGUUACCAUGGGACCCCAGUGGUAAGAUCGGCCCCAAGAAGCCUCUGCCAGACCAUGUGAGCAUUGUGGAGCCCAAAGACGAGACUAUCCCCUCCACCCCCCAGUCGGAGCAGAAGGGGGCCAAGCCAGAAGCCCCAGCAGCCAUGCCACCGACUCCUGUACCCACCGCAUAGUAGACAGGUACUAUACCCUAACACUAACCCAGCCACUGCAUAGUAGAAAUGUACUGUACUAUAAAUCUGUGGUUCUCAGCUGGUUUUGCUUCGGGACCCAAAUUUAACCAGGUUACCUCAGUCGUGACUCAAUUUGCAUUGUGGGGGAAAACCACAUGCAAUCUGGAAAAUUAUUUUUAAUGCUAGAUUGAUAAUGUAGUAGUUGUUGAGGAGGCUUGUGGUAGUGAAAGGACUCCAUAAUUGUCUCAUUUAAAAUGCUGCACCAAAGUGUCUAUCCCAGGGUGUGAUACACUAAGUUUGUUUACUUUCAGGGCGACUUAUUAGUUUAGUGUUAGUUUACUCCUCCCUUCAGUGAUGAUACGAUGACGAGUCGGAACGGGACACAGCCUGUCUGGGGUCACUGGGUCAAGGUCACGUUCUGUGUCUCUAGGUUCAGUUCCCCAGAUCAGCGUGUCUCUUCAGUUGAAGACAUUGAGGCAUUUGUCUGAGAAGGGCUUCCUGACUUUAUCAAAUAUCUGCAUCCUAUAUGGCACCCUGUUCCCUUUUCUAUUGCACUACUUUUGACCAGGAUCCAUAGGGCUCUGUUCGAAAGCAGUACACUGUAUUGGGAAUGGUGGUGCCAUUUGAGUCAGAAAAUAUACUGCUGGCUAAAUAAAUGACCUUGAGCAUGUUUCUAGACUAUGUUGAGCAUGUAGCAAAGCUACUGUAUGUUGUGUUUUAAUUCAUGCGCUGUGAAUCAGGUAGGGUUGGGGAUGGUGUCCUAAUGUCUGGUAUUCUGUCUUCUCCAGGUGUCAGCCAUUGUUCAUAGAUGGAAGCAGAACCCUGAAUUUUUCUGUACAAAAAUAAAACCUGGGAAAUAAAUACA